UUUCGGUUUUCAAUGGUCGUGAUCAACAGUGACCGUGUUCUGCAAGACGACCUGGUUGUCAUUUUUCUUUCUACUAGCAGAUCGCCAUCCUCAUGUCAGCCGGAUCAAGCACAGGCUCCUCGUAUGGUCGGCGCGUGGUUGCGCUCGGCCAGCGCCCGCGAAGGGGCGGCGGCUUCGCGGACGGGCUUACCGGCGACAACAGCGGGGCGAGUAGCGAAGUUGUCCUUGAUCCCUCCGACGCCGGGAUUGAAGCGGCUAUCCAGCGGCUGGAGCGCAAGUCGUUCAUUCGGGAUGGUCUCAUUCCGGAGAUCCAGUGCCUGCUCGCAGUUCCGGCGGGGGAGGCGAAGGCGGCGUAGAUGGCCGCGCUCGCGCAGUACUCGCUCGUCAUGAUGCUGAUCCUCGCCUCGCUGCUCGGUUCCGCGCUAAACCCGUUGACGGCCGAAGCGUAUCCGGAUUGUUCGCAGAAUCUCCUCGCGGCGUACAACAUGCUGUCGAUGAUUAUCUGCUCAGCGUCGCUGUUCGGCACCGCCGCGUUGGUACUGGAGAGCAUCAUCCUCGAGGGUACCCCGGCGCACCGCAUCCACAGCAUCAUCGCAGAGGCCGAUAACAUUUUCCAUUUUGGGACGAACAUGCUGGCCUGCGGGCUCCAGGGAACCGUGCCGCUUAUCUUGCUGCGCGCGUGGGUCAGCGGGCUGGAUCGAAUGCAGUGCAUCGUGCUAACCGCGAUCUGUGGGGCUUUCUAUUGCCUUCUGUCUCUCGUCUACUUUCGCCAUCUCCAGAACCACUGGCCGGUGGUGGCGCAGCGCUGGACGAAGCUGUUCGCGCCGUUUUUGUACAAGAGGAAGGCAAGUUCUGUUGCGGUGGACGAAUUGGUCGCGGAACUGCGGUAUCUGCAGCAGCCACGGGACAAAAUAUUGGCGCCGGCGCAGCUUGGCGCUUGUCUGGAAAGGUAUCUCGCGAGUCUUGGAGAAGGAACUGAUUCUCCUGCCGGUAGUGUCGUGGUGGAAGCAAGUAGACGAGAGGGGGGACCGCUUAUUGAUGGGGGUAACUAUGCUGGCGAGAAAGCGCUGCUGGCAGACCUGUCGGCGUUCCUGCAUUUUUUGGAAACAGAAGCAGGUGGGAGACUCUCACCCAUGAUGGAAAGACUAGCAAAAAGAACAUUUGAGAAAGUCGUGAAUGCGACAAUCGACAAGCUCGCAGAUGAGGCGAUUAAGCAACAGAAGUUGUAGUAAUGCGUUGAACUGUGGCAAUGCUGGCACUGUGUGUGCGGAGAAUCCUACUGCAGGAGGUGAUUUACACAGCAGCGGUGGC
Amoebophrya sp. A120 is the source of this 1311-nucleotide messenger RNA. Lineage: Eukaryota; Dinophyceae; Syndiniales; Amoebophryaceae. The record is from the annotation of a GenBank genome assembly.